UAUACCACAAUUUAACCUAUCAUUUACAAGAAGAAUCAUGCUUUCUUAGGCAUCCUUGAUGCAAUAUCAGUGUAGUAUUUUGAGGAAGUGACAACAGCGGAAGACUGUGGUCGGUCUCGGACGUAAGCCAGCAUUGGGCGUCACUGUUCCACUACAUGCAUAUUCUGACACACUUGAUUCCCUGGCGGUUCGUUCAAGUUCAGAAGACAGAGGUUCCUACAAAAUUUAAUUUUCAACCCGAAAAACGUUGACAGGAUUCUCAACAAAAAGAGACAGCGACUCGGAACCUCUUGCCAAAGACUUGUGGGUGACGGAAUUUUUUGUUUGAAAAUGGCAGGAGUUAAUUGGAUAUUUGUGCUGCUCAUGUCGUCUGCUUGGAUUAAUGCCUCGUUUGGAUUGCAAGAAACGAAUCCUACGUCUAACAACACAGUCGCAGGCUGCAGUGAUGCAGAGGUUUAUCUAAAGCACGACUGGAACACUUUCAUUUCCUGUUGCAAGGUGCUGUAUCCAAACCAAACAUGUCACGUAGCCUGUCCUUGUAGGAAUGGUGCCUCCUGCAACCCUAUCAACCGGUCCUGCAUCUGUAAGCCCGGAUGGGUUGGCUCCAAUUGUCAGACGUCGUGCCGGGAGAAAAACAAUAGCACCUACGGUCCCAGCUGUAAACGGGGAUGUCGCUGUGGUCUGGACGCUGCGUGCGAACCGAUAACAGGCGUCUGCGAAUGUAUUAAUCCUGACAACUGUACGGCCCGUUGUCCUAUUAAUCGAUACGGCCCAAAAUGUCGACAGAAGUGUCGAUGCAAGACAGGUGGAUGUGACCACAUCACUGGGGUGUGUACAGUCGCAGAUACUUCACAGCGGAGUUGCGGCUGUUUGAACAGGGGAACUUGCCGAUUGCACGGUAAGCCGUGCCGGUGCCCAGCCGCUUGGACGGGCCAACUAUGUGACGAACCAUGCCCACCAGGAUACUACGGCGACGAUUGCUCCAUUCAGUGUGAGUGCGGAGAGAACGCAACUUGCAGUAGAUCAACGGGGUUAUGCAGGUGUGCGACUGAAGACAGGUAUUCGUGCCUUGGUCGUUGUCCUCAAGGACUGUUCGGUCCGCGAUGUUCGAAUCAGUGCAGCUGUCCAGUUGGUCUGGUAUGCAAUCAUUGGACGGGUGAUUGCGAGUGUGCAGCAGGGGACUGUCAGGACUUGCUGCUGGGAAAUACUACAGACGUAAGUACGGCAACCGUCACAAUACCUCGAACAACACAACUUGAACCGCUAAAAACCAUCACCAUAACAGCCGGCACGACAUUCCCACGACCACCCUCCCCUACCCCACCAUCAUCAGGGACGUUACUUCACCAUACCAUCCAGAAAACAACGGUCAACAUCCCCACCACCGCCAGGUCAAUGACACGAGCAGCCGCCAAGAAACACAGCGUCAAGCCCGCCCCAGCUAGCGGUACCGACGCGGCAACCGAUGGGUCGCCGCAGCGGAGCGAUGACGAGGCUGUCGCCGGGGGAAAUGAGUUCUAUCCUACGGCCCCGUUCUGGGGCGUGGUUGGUGCCAUUGCCGCGCUGUUGUUGGUCGUUGUGGUGCUUCUGCUACUGAUUCUUCGGCGACAGGUGUCAUCACCUCGGUCGGCCCUAACACGACAGCCAAAGAUCUACCGACAGGACAACGUGUAUGAGACAGUGGAUGAACUCAGCAAAGGCGCUCCAACUGAACAAGAAGUUACCAAGACACCUCCUGCGCUACCAGACAUGUUUCAACGAGGAGGCAGCAUCCGAUCUAGCGUGCACAACUACCACCGCAGACCGUUAUCUGUCCAUUCUCCCCUUCCAGCAAUGGACGCCCCGUUGCCAGCCAGCGUGGCGGCCAUGGUCUGCAAUUACGGGAGCGCACCGCCUCUACCGGGUGGCACGUCACGCCGUAGUCUCAUGGCAGAGUGGCGGCCCAACGGAAAACAAGAGUCCGCUGCGGAAAAGGCCAAGAGCCGGCCGCACUCGAAUGUGGUGGACGAGCCGCAGACAGUGGACCGUAGCGGCAAGUCGCUGAGCUGCAUCUACCACGGCGGCGUGACCAUAGAAGAUGAUUAUGCCGACCCCUUUGAUUCAAUAGCACCAACAGGCAACACGGGAAACCGACCGCCUGGCUACCUACCAAUGAUUCUAGGAAAAGAUGAAAGGCGAAGCCAAUCUCCAGUCCAGCAGAACCGGCCAGUCUCACCAGCCGGUCUGCAACGCUGUAGCUCACCCAUGACAGUACAGCGGAGCGACUCGCCAAUGACCGUCCAACGCUGCGAGUCACCAAUGUCUGUCCAACGCGAACGAUGCGAGUCCCCGAUGUCUGUUCAACGAUGCGAGUCACCGAUGUCUGUCCAGCGAAGCUCCUCUCUCAUGAACAUCCCAAGAACUGGGUCCCCCCUGACUGUCAACCACAGCGAACCCAACCUGAAUCUAUACCAGACUGACUCUAACAUGAACAUCCCUUCGAGAAACUCCCCAGUAGCUCUACGUAAGGAAGCUAACGGUAGUUCGUCAACCUCUCUUCAAAGACAGAGUGCUACCCCAAACAUCGACCCAUUUUACUUUACCCUCGAGCAACAAGUAAACCUGGACAGUCCCAAGAUUCCAGAUGACGACUACGAUGAGCUCGAACCACAGUCACUGAUCAACUCCCCGGCUGGUGGGCUACCAAUCAAUAAUCGGUCCACUUCCCGCACGAGCAGCGAGCGUUCUAGGGUUUCAUCGCAGGCUUCGUCCCGUGGGUCUCUCUCGGCCGCUUCGCCCACGCUGGCGUCUCCUUUCGGCUUCAGCCCUAGGGAUGCUGAGAUGUUUGCGGUGCUCGACCGCAGACCGGAGACGACCCGGCCCGAUUUAGCGCAGCGACCGCUGUCGAGCAACGCUUACGAGCCGUGUGGUCCUCCCACGAAGUCAGUGUCACCACCAGACGACGGAGUCUACUCAAGAUUGAGCAGGGCCCCGUCACAAAAGAUAGAACUACCAAAGUGCCCACGUGGGGUAGCGGACCUAGACACGAACCCCUACGGCAGGCUGCAACGCAGCUACUCCGCUAAAAACUUCACCCGUAACCCCGAUACCUACGACGGUCCGUAUGGGAAGUUACCCCAGCGCAGCCGGUCAGCUAUGGUGAAGAGUCAGCAAGUCAGCGGGUCAACAGCAGAGUGCGUAGCGUCAGAAUGGGUCCCUGCCGAACCGCAUCCCCGCCUACCACCUCGCGGUACCAAGCCGCCGAACGUGACUGAACCUCGGAAGAAGUUUCGCUGGAGUCUCAAGGGAAAGUUGAGCAAAAAAUCCUCACCUGAAGAGGUAGACUACGACUGCCCAACAUCAACAGCGACUUUACCCUACCCCGGGGACUGGAAAGGGCUGUGAAUGAAAUGCCAGAUCGCAGAGAUGCAGCAAUGAAUAUUGAACAUGACAGCAUACACUAAAAACUGACCACCGGCCAUUUUGUCUAUUUAUAGAAAGUUAACACUUGAUACCGUAAAUACCAGUAAUGGAUACGCGUAUAAUCAAGACUUAAUUUUGAUUCUCUGAGAGUGUGAAAAGACGUUCUAGGCUAGAACCACCCCGAUGCUUCGUAACACAAUUCAUAUAAAGCCGAAUUUAGUACGUGUACUCACGAACUAGUUGCCUCUAUUUCUUGAGUUACUGGAGAGUGUUUCGACUAGGCUAUUUGUGAGCGUGUGCAUAUCUCAGCUGGCAUAGAACAGCGAGGAUGUUGUAACUGUUCAACUCUUUGUUGUUCAGCAGGUCUUAACAAAGCACCUUCUUCAAAACAUUUCCCACCAGAUUUACACAAUCUGAGCUUUUUGUACUUUAAAUAGAAUUGCUGAUGCACACCCGUGAUGUUACUCCAUGUAACUUUUGCUAUUUUUAUGAGCAUUCCUUUGCUAUUCUGAUUUUGUGCCGUGCGAAUUAUUCAUUCGAAUGAAUACUUUUGUCACAUUUGGAAAUGAUUUUGUAAACAGCUUGAUGUCCCUUUUAUAGCCAUAAUUAUCGAUUAUAGCCAAAGAAAAUACCUCGUCGACGAAAGUGUACAGAUCGAAUAAAAUGUCUUCAUUGAAUGAUUGAAAAGGCCAAAAUACCAUUUGAAGUAUAGGCCUCAAUACAUGAAUAAAUGGGUGUCAUCACCAUCAAUUCUCUUUACAGCGGUCGAAAGGCCUUAGAAAAAAGUACAGUUAACAGGAUAACUGAGAGCAACCGGACGGAAGAUAGUAACGUCCGUUAGCUUCAGGACAGAUGGUGGGUUUCCGUUAUUUUGUGGUGGAGCGGAAGGCCACAUCAAGCUUACGCAGGAAGUCUACUUGACGAGCUUUGUACUUCUAAGUAUGCAUAUACAGUGCAGGCAUUAUUUUAUUCAGGACAAGGAAUGAUGGCAGUUUAAAGCCAAAACACGAUAAUGUAAGAGAGGGGGGCAGGUUUAGAAGAGGUCAGAAUGUCUGUUUCCUCUGGUAAUGAAGAUGGCGGUGGGUCAGAUGGCUUAUUUUUGGCCAAAGUACGAAUGAACACACAAAAGUUCAUUAUUUGUAUUACUGAAAUUACUUCUUAAGACUGUAUUAAACAAAUUAUUGCACGGAUAUGUUAUAUAAUAACCACAAAUUUUGAACUAAUCGCUACCAAAAAACAAAAAAACACCCCAAAAACAAGAAAAGAAAAAAGAAAAGAAAAGAAAAAAGAUAACCAAAGGAAAUGUGCGAUACAUCCGCAGGGAGUCCGCAAUAACGGACGGUUUCCACUUUAUUACAAGUACACCUUGUCACAAUUUUACCUUUACAUGUACAUCAUUGGAAAAGCAAUAAAAGUCUACCAUAAAUAUAGGAAUUAAUAUUUUAGAAAGCCUGUACAAUGAAUGUGUAAUAAAUUUAUUAACAGCCACUCACACGUAAAAUAAAUGCUCUGCAUUGGAAAGAUUAAGAUGUAUAUAAUGUACACGCUGCUUAUGUAUAUAUCUUGUAAUUAAAAAUGAUUUUAAAAAUAAAUUUUGUUUUGAAUACAAAAUACAAGAAUAGUUGCAGCCUUUUUUAAUGCUGGUUAUAUAAACACAAUAUAAAUAUGCCGGUGGAAUUUCGUAAAGGGAAUACAAAGUCAAACAAACUAAAAUGAA
Acanthaster planci (crown-of-thorns starfish) is the source of this 5119-nucleotide messenger RNA. RefSeq lists its product as uncharacterized. Lineage: Eukaryota; Metazoa; Echinodermata; Asteroidea; Valvatida; Acanthasteridae. The record is from RefSeq and is a predicted model, not a curated record.